AUGCUGCUUCAAUAUAUAACUCUCAGAUUUCUACUCCCAAACAAGCAGCUGCCCAAGCUUUGCACACUUGAAUGUCAGCCAAUUCCCAAGCCUCCAUUUCAAUUCGCACUUCACCGCCUCCGCCUCCGCCUCUGCUCUCCUCCUCUACGAGAUUUUGAUCAAAAAGUGAACGCCGCCAACAAGCUCACACAAUCUGGGCAGAUUUCAGAAAGCUUGAGUUUGAGUGGUGCUUUAACUAAAGAAGAUGAGGAAAUGGGAAGAUCUGCUCUGUCAACUUUCAUGGCUAAGGAAGAGAAGAUUCAGAAGAGGAAAAUGGAGGUUCAGGAGAGAGUUCUAGCACAGAUGGGUCGUAUUGAACAAGAAAAUAGGCGUUUGUCCACUGUUCGUGAGGUAUUGUCUGGGGUUAUUUCUACAUUUUUUAUGGGGUUUGUUUUUAUGGAUCUGCAGGGAAUUAAGAAGAGGGAUAUCAAUCCUGAAAUUUCCUUAAUAUUUUACUAA
Molecule: messenger RNA, 498 nt
Organism: Fraxinus pennsylvanica
Lineage: Eukaryota; Viridiplantae; Streptophyta; Magnoliopsida; Lamiales; Oleaceae
Source: the annotation of a GenBank genome assembly